CUGGCGCUGGUGGCCGCCGUGGCGGUAACGACGGCUGCAGUAGCCAAUGGUACUCCUACUGGUGUUAAUACCGCCUGGUACAGCAUGUGGAGAAGCUGAGAAACGCGCAUGGGGAUGAUGACGGCCACAACGCGCUCUAACGAUGACGGCCGACGCUGGUCCAGGCGACUUCUUCGUGUAGGAUUCCCCUCGCCAGUUGGGCGAGAGAAGCUGCAAUGGUGUCUUAAAAGACGUUAAGGUCCCGUUACGCGGAGUCAGAGCUCCGGGAAUUGAACCCCAGACGUGUGCAGGUGUGUGUAGUUGUAGGGUAUCAAUAGAAGAACAACUGCGACUAGUACAACGACAACGGGGCUGUAUACUGGCCACAAUAUUGCGCUUGCAACUUGGUGAGUGGCACAGACGAAAGAAUUGCAUUUACGGAAACAGUAGACAUCUGAUUCAUAGUGAGACUGGAGUUCCAGUUUUUGCUAACAUUGAGUACGUGAGCACUCAUUAGUACGACUGAGUCGUGCAUAAGGACAUCGCGUAGAAACAGUGAUUGUGUCAUCUAUCCUAGUUGCUGCUGUGCGCUAUAAGGACGCAAACGCCGGUGAGCGUGUGCCGGAUCGGUUGCAAGAUUCGAAGCACCUACAGACACGAAACGGAUAAGAUGUGGCCGCGGACGCAGCACGCCAUAGUGCUGCUACUGCUGCUGUCACUAGCGACAUCGCGGAUUAACGGCAAAAUUACGUUCGAAAAGCUUACAAACUUAGAUUACGUCGGCACACCGUAUUACUCAAUACGCAACUUGUCGUUGUAUGAGUGUCAGGGCUGGUGUCGAGACGAAGUGGACUGCGUAGCUGCUGCAUUCUCAUUUGUCGUCAAUCCUUUAGCGCCUGUUCAAGAGACAACAUGCGUCCUACACAACGACACCCAAGCAAGAAAGCCUUCGGCGAACCCUCAAAAGGCCAUCAAUAUGUACUAUCUUGUGAAGACUAACGUUAGAACAGAGAAAGUGUGCAAUCGAUUAUGGUCGUUUGAACGCUUCCCGAACAAGAUGCUCAAGGCCUACGAUAAUGUUGCCAUGUUCUCCUCGAACAGGGAAAAUUGUCUUGCGACUUGCCUAAAUGAGCGCCGCUUCGUUUGCCGCGCAGCUGAGUUUAAUUCUAUUACAUUCCAGUGCCAUUUAAGCGACGCUGAUCGUAGAAGCGUUUCUGUCGACGAUUUUAUAGAUGCGCCCGGUAUCGAUUACUUCGAAAACGCGUGUUUAGAUGUUGAUCAGGUCUGUUCAGGUGUACGAACGUAUGAUAUCGCAAAACUGGGCCCAUCACAAGACAUCAUUACGCAUUACGUCGACCUUAACUAUUAUCCCGAUAAAGAACUGCUCGUGUCAUCAAAAUCCGAAUGUCUUCGGGCUUGUACAAUGGAUCGCGACUUUCUCUGUCGCUCAGUACUUUUUAAACCGACCGAAUCUAUUGGACAGAGUAGCUGCUCGCUAUACCACGUUGAUCAUGUUAUGUUUCCUGAUGGAGCGCAAAUAUUUAAAUCAAUGAGUUCGCAGCUUCCAUUGCUCGAUACUGGCGAAACCGUCGGUUUCUAUAUGGAAGCCCAUUGUGCCAGCAAUUCCGGAAAUGACAGCCUAAGUAAGUUUGCCGCCGUAACAAAGAGGCCAGGCUUGACAACCUCCAAGACAGAACAAAAAUCUACCACAAAACAACCCGCAACGAGUCAAAGCCUGCAAGGAUUAACUAAGGAAGGAUACGAAGAUGGGGCCUGCGAUUCCUACGGAGUCUGCUAUGAUGUGUCGAUACAAUGCACCGACCAGAAGAUCGUUGUAGAUGUGAAGACAAGUAGGCCUUUCCACGGACGGAUCUAUGCUAUGGGACGUUCGGAGACAUGUAACACUGCCGUAAAGAAUGGGCAAAAUUUCAAGCUCGAUCUACCUCUUGCUGGUCAGGAGUGUAAUACUCAGUCAAUGGGCGGAGUGUAUAGCAACACUGUGGUACUUCAGCAUCACAACGUUGUACUCACUAAAGCGGAUAAGGUCUAUAAUGUACGGUGUACCUACGAGACAUCAUCGAAAAAUAUCUCGUUUGGCAUGAUGCCCGUUUCUGAUAUCGAUAUGCGCGACCCUGACAAUGGACUUGCCCAGCAAAUCACGGCUUCCCCGGAAGCACCUGUUCCACGUAUAAUGAUAUUUGGCGUUGACGGAAAUGAAGCCACCACUGUCCGGAUAGGAGAUAAACUUACUUUUAAGAUUGAGAUUCCAGGAAACACACCCUACGGCAUUUUCGCCCGUAGCUGCGUAGCAAUGGCGAAAGACGCUCGAAGUACAUUUGAGAUCAUCGAUGACCGGGGUUGUCCCGUUGAUCCGGCCAUUUUCCCCCGCUUCCGACAGGUCGAUACCGCUUUGGAGUCAAACUACGAGGCUUUCCGCUUUACAGAAUCGUAUGGAGUGAUAUUCCAAUGCAACGUUAAGUACUGUAUCGGAAAGUGCGAUCCUGUCGAGUGCGGCACCACUGGCAAACCUUCCUGGGGGAGGCGCAGAAGAUCAGCGUCAUUUGAUGACAAGGAAGAAAUGACGCUGAGCCAAGAAAUUGUUGUUCUCGAUUUGCAGGAUGAUCCAACACCUGCUCAUAGCUCUCAGACUCAGCAUCGUGAAGAAGUUCUACUCGAGAGUCAUGUAUUGGAUGACAACCAGUGUGCUUCCCGUACAUCGUUGUACGUUCUCACAAUCACCACAUCGGCAAUGCUCGUCAGUUACGUCGCCACGGUAGCGUACUUUCUUAGUCAACGGCGUAUAACCCCUAAGCAUUACUCGUAGAAGGCGUUCUCCGACUAUCCGGGGGUUGAGUGCUACAACGGAAGGCAAAUGCAAAUAUUUCGUAUAUAUCAACAAAUACAGAACCGGAUAAAUUGGCAGAUAGUGAAAAUGCCGCCGCAGACGUUCUCUUCAUAUCUUCCUCUUCCAGACAGAAAAGCAAAACGCGCAUUACGUAAUAUUCAAUGGGUAAUGCAUAAAGUAGUUAAAAUUAACUAGAAUGGUUACUUUGCUCAUGCUACGUAAGCAGUCUCUGAUACGACGCCCCGAAUUCUGUAUCGGAUCUACGCAACUGGUGCUCAGGCAGUAUCGAUAUUGUAGCAUGUCGUAAAAUGAUCCAGUCCUGAGUAACGGUAUGACUAUUGUCUGACAGAGUAUUUAUGCAAAUUAUUCAGAAGAUUAUGGUAAUUCCUAAAGGGCAGGCUACAAUGAGCAGGGUUUAGCAAACGGAAAGUAUCAUGAAUAGCGGUCGCUUUGUCUCGAGUUGGAAACUGAUCAAUUCUGUGUUUAUUCCGAGGCGAUCGAAAACACAAUGUGGGCGGAUAUGGCUAUCGGCCAGACGGCGACAAUGCUUCGAAAUUUUCGGAAAAAUUUUCCACGAUAGACAAAUGGCACGAGCGAAGCCUUUUUUGAAACACAAACUGUUAUCUAACGUAGUGACUUGCAUAUUCGCUAAUACGAUUCUGACAACAUGUAGAUUUUCUGCUAAACUUCUAACAGAACGACACCAACUGGCAAAUACGAUGCUGCUGUAUUUAUUAUAUAUAGUUUUAAUAGAAUAAUAGCUAUAGUACACAAAUCAUAGUACGAUUGUUCUCUAGUAUACUAUUUAUUUGAAUUAUUUAUCAGGGGAACAGUGACCAUGUUACAUAGCUGGUCAUCUAUUUAUUUAAAAUAAUUGCACAAUCAAAUAUGUAAUUUAUAUUCAGCACCUUUAUAAUCUGGACGGCAAUUUAUAUGUAUCUAUAGACCUCAUUCAAUGUAUUUUCAUAAGUCGCAGACAGAAUUUAGAAAAUUGUAAGUGUGAGCUAUACACUGCUUCGAACCGUUUCAUUAAUAUUUACUGAGUAAAUUUUGUUCUUCGUUUCGCUAAAAUACUACAGAUGAGUGUUGAUGCUAGCAUCAAUAGAAAUGAUUGUCGAAAACUCUAAUCGCCCUUUCCAAUUUUUAUCGUAGAUUGUAUAUACCAGUGCUUUCAAUUUCAGUUUGAGCUAAUCUACCAAGUUUGUGAUUCUCCUUAACUUUUGAGAAACUAACAAACCUAAAGUGUUGCGGAAACCAUAAGCGCCCUAAAUCAAAUUUAAUCUGAACAUAACGGACAGUGAUGAGCAUGACUGUGAAGAUAAUUAUUGAAAAUCAAAUGACAAUGUGAUCUUUAAAUUAUGAAGUGGUUAUGUCGUACCGAGUGAUUUAACUGUGCUUGUCGGCCGUAUACGUUGCAUGAACCCAAUAAUGACGAGCUCUAAACAUUUCUUACUGACCGAACAAGGAAGCAGAUAGUAAAUCAAGAUUAAGGUAAUGUAACGUUGUGAAUCAUUCGAUCAUAGAUAUUAGUAAAAUGUAGAGCGUGUGAGGGACAUGUAAAUAAUCCAAUAAAUUACACUGUAAAUAUGACAGCUAUACAAAUAAACUUAAUUUAUUACGUAAACAUCUUCGAAAUCUUUAAGUUAUUAGUGCUUCUGGUGAACGGGAUCGAUAUGAACCGCGAUAUCUAAUAAGAUCAAUAAUUUACCCCUGUAUCGUUUUAAUUAUAACCUGCCAUUUUUACCUCAUCUACUGAACAGUAACGCACAGGAGACAUCGAUCAAAAUAUAACGCCCCGCCUGUCUAUAUAUUUUACUAUUUAAUAAAACUACAGACAGUCAUGAAAAUACAUAAUCACAAAAGUGAUCAUUUACUUACGCUACGAAGUUCAAAACCUAGAUUCGAUACUUGGCUUUCACUGUGAAAUUGUAACGUUAGAGCCAUCUCGGAUAGCAAGUCUGUUGCAUAUAUGCUAAAUUAUCGUCACCUUAGCUUUUAGCAUAUAUGGCCAACGCUUACCUAUUGAAGUGCGUAUCUCCUCACUACUAAUUAUAAUCAUAUACUGAAUACAUGGAUUCUUCAUUCAAAAAUGUUUUCUUUUGUAAUUUUAUUUACAGUGACAUGUGUACUCUAGAUACGGAAACGGUUAGCUCUAGUUAUUUUUUCCUUUUGCUUGCGUUAUUAUUAGUUUUUUUAGGUUAAAUAGCUUACCGUCACGACCAAUCAUCCUUUGACAUAUUGUUGUAAUGAACGCCGCCAUAAACUGCGAAUAAAAUGUUUUUGUGCGUCGUGAGCUCUUAGUGGACCGCACCUCGCACACUUCGCUGGGCACUUCAUCAAUUCAAUAAUAAGUAGAACAGUAACCCCACUGACAAAUUUUAUAAGCCAAUCUACAAACUAGUAAAAAUUUUACGAGUCCUGUAAAUAUUUAAGAAACUAUUAGUCAGUACAUUUUAAGCCGAUAAGAAACGCGUUAUUAAAUAUUGCAUAGUAGUUAAUUAACUCGACUACUACCUUGUUAACAAUAGGGUGUCCCUUAAAUCAUAAACAGAAUAACGCGUUCGUCUAACCACGUUGAUUCUGGACCCAGAGGAAGGGCUCUGGCUUUUUCGUCGUGGACGGACGGAGGGAAAUAAUUCGCACUAUUUUUGGUGUCAACUAACGCAGAUUGCACUAAGUCAUGGAAGCGAGUUGUGCCGUGAUGAGGUUGUUCCUAAACUCAAACAAAAGAAUCACAAAGCUUUGAAUAGCCAUAGCGAUAAUCUUGUUUCUUAUAGACUAUCAUAAUGUAACCGCAGAUAUAUGCACUGAAAUUAUCAGUAUAUAUCAAUCGAAUUUAUUAUGAAACCUCGGUUGUCUUCGAGAAGAGUACCCGUACCAUCAUACCGUGAAAAUAGGUAAAGAAUAUUGCCAAACAUAUAAACUGUUGGCUGAUUAAACCGAAAGCUGAGCCACCAAAGACCACCGUAUAAAAAAUCCAACAGAGAUUCAAUCCAAUUCAGCGCCCAAUAACUAUAGUAAUAGCAAUCGCUUUAAUCAAUCAAUCCUGUCAUUUUGAAUAUAGUUCGUGCUCUUAUACCACUUCUAUAGCUAUUAUCCUUAUCAUCUGUGGCGAUGACAAAGCGAAAUUAAGAGCACACAACUACUUAAAUACUAUCUAUUACUAGGUAUGACUGCCGCAGCUGUCUUGUCGACGGCAGCUGUUCGCUCUCACUCAUUUCUCCUACCGCGUUCUACGUAACCUGUAUGCGUGCGUUUGGGUGCGUGUGUUGCCGCUGUUGCUGCUCAAGUUGUUAUUCUUGAUAAUUGCUACUCUCUGCGAGAAGACUGUGCAUCAUCGCCCGUACCGUCUCCACCCUUCUCCUUUUCCUUAACGAGAAGAGCAAUCGACCUAACGCAUGAUGAUACACGUGAUGAGACACUUGUGUUUGUUUGUUUUAUACAUUUUUUUUUAUAUAUGUAUGUGUGUGCAUACGAAUGUCUCUAGAUAUCGCCUACCACCUAAAAUUUGCUUCGUUUCUGGCGUUCUUUCAUUGUCUGCAUCAUAAUUAAUUUAUUAUCCACUAUUAUUUUGAAGUUUUACUCAUUAAAGAUUGACGCCCCGUCGUCAUGGGCAUCAUGGUAAUGAUAUCUCCUACGAACCCCAACGCGUUAUUACAUAACUACUACCGCUACUGCCGCCACGAGCCACCAACGGAAUUGGGAUCGCCGGAAAUGUUUUAUAUAAAACCUCGUAAUGUAUUUUUCUUUCGAAGUCUUCCUCGGCAACUGCGAACUUACUUUCACUAAACGAAAUUCUGGCGGAUUGUGUACAUUUUUUCCUAGUCGCGCAUAUUCGAGAUUGGAACUGCUCGAUGAGCCCUUUUUUCACUUGCAUAAUUUUUUCUCCGUAAAAUAUGACAAAGGCAACGGCAAUUCUCCCAUCGCCGAGUCGUCAGUUAUCACUUUCACAGUUCAGCAAGGCUCUAACAGUGGCAAGCGUAACAAUCCCUCCCUUCAAACCGCGGGAUCACUCAAAAAUUAUCAUGACCCAACUGUCAGUUUGUUUCUUGCUUUGGCCUGCUUGCUUUGCCCUUGUUGGGCCUGUUACUACUACCAACGCAACAAAUUUCACAUGAAACACUUCUUAACCAAGUCACUAGCUCCGGGAAACUUCGUCGUGAUUCAAUGGAUAGUAUCCUAUUUGAGGUUGUUGACGGAGGCGGUUGCGAUAAGGGUUCAUUGUUGGUGUUGCUGUUGCUUCUAGAUACCUGUUCCUGUUCCUUUAAACACGACCAGGUCACAAGUGACAAAAAAAGUUCUUCAAGCUUGUAUUUUCAAAGG
Varroa destructor (honeybee mite) is the source of this 7147-nucleotide messenger RNA. It is a transcript of the gene tyn, whose product is annotated as trynity. The record is from RefSeq and is a predicted model, not a curated record. NCBI's taxonomy places the organism in Eukaryota, Metazoa, Arthropoda, Arachnida, Mesostigmata, Varroidae. Gene Ontology annotation, biological process: anatomical structure morphogenesis.